Messenger RNA from Stomoxys calcitrans (stable fly), 1642 nucleotides. RefSeq names its product histone acetyltransferase type B catalytic subunit (gene Hat1). Gene Ontology annotation, cellular component: nucleus. The record is from RefSeq and is a predicted model, not a curated record. Gene Ontology annotation, biological process: subtelomeric heterochromatin formation. Gene Ontology annotation, molecular function: histone binding; histone H4 acetyltransferase activity. NCBI's taxonomy places the organism in Eukaryota, Metazoa, Arthropoda, Insecta, Diptera, Muscidae. The coding region runs from base 230 to 1447 and encodes 405 amino acids. The transcript is spliced from 4 exons.
AAAAAUUAGUUCAUUUGUUGUCGCGAAUUUUAGUAAUAAAAUUAAUCUUGAAACAUUGUUGUCUUAUAAACAAAUUAUAACUGUUGAAUAUUUUUGUUAAGAAAUAACACUCAUCUCAAUCCAAGAGAUAUAAAAAUUACCUGGCUGCAACAUCAAUUUAAAGCUUUUCAAAAGACAACAAAAUUUUGCGCGCCAAGAAGGCAUUGUAGAAAGCUUGAAGCGGGAAGCAAUGGCUCAUAUUCAGGAAUAUCAGGAUUUGGUGCUGGACGCAGUAGAAGUGGUGGAAUUUAAACUAAUUCGUUCCAAGUCAGACUUGGAAAAAGAGGAGUUGGCCUUCCAUCCGUUGAUGGCCCAUCAGAUAUUUGGUGAGUCGGAAAGUAUUUUUGGCUAUCAGGGUCUUAAAGUUAGCAUAUUGUAUACGGCCGGACCGUUGCACAUAUAUUUGGGUGUGAAUUAUGAUCGAAAAGUCGAUGAAUUGUCUAAGGGCGAAAUUAAGGCUGAUGAUGUUGUGGCUACCAUUGCCGAAAAGCUGCCGGAUGGUUGUUAUUUCGUCAAUAUGGAUGAGUUUCUUAAGACUUUGGAUAAAGCCGAUAAAUUCCAGCCAUUUGGAGAAAAGCUGGCUGAAAGCAAACACACCGACGACGAGGGCAAUGAAAGACAUUUUGAAAUUUAUCACUGCAACUACAAAUAUCCCUCCUUUUUAAAGUUCUUUUCUCGUUUGCAAACCUUUGUUCUGUGGUUUGUCGAUGCCGCCUCCUACAUAGAUGUGGAUGAUCCCCAAUGGUCAUACUUUAUAUGCUAUGAGAAGUACAAAAAUGAAAAUGGUGAAGAGCUCUUUGCUACUGUAGGUUAUACCACCAUCUAUGAGUAUUAUGCCUAUCCCCAACAUAUACGUCCACGCAUAAGUCAAAUGUUGAUAUUGCCACCUUUUCAAAAGCUGGGAAUUGGCACGAAAAUGGUGGAGAAUAUCUAUAAGUUCUAUCAUUCACAAAAGAAUGUAAUCGAUAUUACGGUAGAAGACCCCUCCGAUGACUUUCAGCGAAUGCGAAAUUUUGUUGAUUCCCGGCUUUGCAUGAAGCUUAAGUCUUUCCAAAGGGAUGAAAUUAAAAAGGGUUUCAAUAAGGAAAUGAUAAAAGAGGCCAGGGAAACCUACAAGCUUAAUCCAAGACAAUGUCGUAAGGUUUACGAAAUUUUGCGACUUUAUCAUACCAACAUUCACGAUAAGGAUGACUACACUGCCUAUCGUUUGGAUGUUAAGAAACGCUUAAAUGCUGUCUACCAUAAGCAGUUGAGCGAUAUUAAGAAAAUGGAAAAGGCCAAGAUGGAUACGGAAUGGCUAAGAGCACGUCUUCCAAAUCUAAAACAAAGAAUUGAGCAACUCCAAGAGGAGUACGAGCAGGUGGAGAAAGACUAUAAACAAAUUAUUCAAAAGCUGCGUGAUGUUUAAUUGUCUUGGUAUUAUUACGUACGUUAUGCUAUAGUUUCUAAAAUGUAUUUGUGUUUUAUUUUCUAUUUUUAUUGUUUUCCUUAUUUUCAUAAAUUAUUUAAUAAAAAAUUAAAAUUAUCACCAUUACUUUAGGGUGAUGAGUGAGUGAGUAGGCUUUUAGCUAAACUCAAAUAAUGUCUGUAUAUCAAAAUCCAA